ACGGCUAGUCUGUCGCAAUCAAGAACCAUUUCGCGUCGAUCAACAAUUUACCAUAGCAAAAUAGUCGAGUGCCGUAUCGGACCGAGUGCGAAUAGCUCGUACGGAACAAACGUGUGGUCAAAUGUCCGUCUUAAUUCUACGCAAAUAUAAAUACACGACAGACGAGCAAGUCACAGUUGCGCGCGUUUCCUUUAACGUCAAAUAAAAUCAAGCAGGAAAUAAGACUAGGACAAACGAAUACUUUGCAGUAAUCAGAAAUGGUGGCUCAUAUUGGAGAAUAUAAGGAAGCUUUGGCACCAAGUGAAGUGGAACACGUGACAACAAAUACAAGAAAGUGUUCACAAAUGAAAUGUGUGCCGUUUUAAGGUCGAAGUUAAGAACGAAGAAAGGAGACAGCUUCAAAAAACGAAGAUAAUUCCGUGUUCAUUUUGACGAUAAAAAUGUCAUUUCGAGGACAAAUGUCAACUAGAAAGAAGGAUCGUGUUGUGCCAUAAAGUUGAAAGUUACGUUAUCUUUCGAAAUGUCAACGAUCCGAAAAUAUGAAAGUUUAGUUUUAGUAAUUUCUGCGUUCUGGAGACACAGGAUUGUACAGCCUGAAACUGGAUUAAUUUACGCGAAGAAAUAAGUUGAUAAUGUAGAGUAACGAUCUUUUCUUUCAUUUUCGAAUAAAUAGUUCGAGUGAUAAGUAGAUAAUUUUUGUUACGUCUAUAUAUACAUAUGUAUAUACAAACAAAUAAUAUACACAUAUGCACAUACAUAUGUACGCAAUAUCAGAACGUUUUUCUUUGUUAGGCUUUCAUUCCCAAUAUGCAGAACAGUUUUGGAAGAACAGAAUCAUUUCAACAAUCGACAAGAAACUUUCAGAGAACUGAAAAUAUUGAGUUAGAAGACUGUUGCUUGGGUGCAUUGCGCGUAAUGAGUGUUGCAUGCAAUGUAGCAAUACUAUACGUCAUUUAUCAUUUAUAUUGCCAUAUUUAUUAUGAAAUGGAUUUGGAAUUGGAAAUUGCAUGUGGAGAAUUCUCGGACGUGCACUUUUGUUACAGUGCAGCAGGCUGCAAUGGCACUAAAGUGCAAUGUUUAUACGACGCAAAAUAUCCCAAUAGGACUAUACCUAGCAUAAAGAUAUUUUGCAAAAUAGUACAACGAUCGCAGAAUAUAGCUACAUUAAAACCCGUGAAAUCUAGCAGGGGAAUUCAGCACAAUGAUCCGGAUCUGGAAGAUAGGAUACUGUAUUCAAGAAAAUUUCAGAUUAACUACGAAGAUUGUUGCUGCUGAAAAAUGUGGCAGUAAUAGCAUCGUAUAUUGAAGGAAAAGGAUCUACAUACAUAGCUUUCGGGAAGUUCAGUAAUUAAAAAUAGAAAAUUUUCUCAGAAGAAAAAAUUUUUGGAUCAAAUGGAUCUUGUCAUUUGUUCUACGUUUCGUUCACGGAUACUAGAUCCCUUCCUUUUUAAAAUCGAGAAGGUUUGGAAUUGUUUAGAUUGCUUAGAAUAAAAAAAGUAACUUAUUUGUACUAUUAUUACAUUCAUUACAAAAAUAAACGAAAUUGUGUGCUUAUUUUUUUUGUUAACAGUAGAGUAUCGGAGACGAGACUCGAUGAUAGUGCAACGUUGACCACAAAACGCCUUUAUUCCUAAUGUCCAUUUUUUUGGCGGAAUGUUAUCCAUAAAUAUUAGCGAUAUCCCUACUUAUCUCUGUUAGAAACGCUUUGAACUGGUUUAGCCGUUUUGCCAACUGAAGAACUUGGAAAAGUGAAACAGCCGAACAUGGCGGUCGCAACGAAUUCUUUCGAUACUUGGCUCAGCAAAAAGUUACAAGCUCUAAACACUGAUGAAGGUGUAUUUGGAUCAUACAUCAAAGGAAUUUUAGAAGGUGAUGAGACGGAGGAUGAGAAGACCGAAGCCCUUGAAGUCAUACUCGCGGGCAUAACGGAUGAUAACAUUAGCAAACUUGUGACUGAAAUCUUAAAAGCUUGGGCUGAGUGUCUACCUGUUGAAGAAGUUAGUGCUCCAAAAGUACCAGUAGAAGAUGUGGAUGUCAGAUUAGCGAGAAUGUUGGAAUCUCAGUCUCUCCCAACUACGACACAGAGAAGUUACACAGAAGAGGAGAGGAGAAUAAGAGAAGCUAUUCUUGCGCAGUAUAGUCAAAUGUCAGAAGAAGAGAACAGCGAAGGAGAUGGAGAAGAAGAUGGUGCAAGUGGUGGAGACUGUGGAAUCGAAAAGAAUACAAAUACAGCUACUAUAAUACAACAGGAGAGAGAAAAGAGGGAAAAAGCUAAGUUGGAGAGUCAGAGGAAGAAAGAGAAAGACAAAGAAGAUCGAGAGAAACAGAAACAGUUAAGGGAAGAGAAGAAGGAGAAACGAAAAACACAAAAAGGAGAACGGAGAAGGUAGCAUUGGGACAAGAGGACAUUAAGUUAUACUUCCAAAUUUCAAAUAAUCAAAUGCAAAUCAGCGAACAUAAAUAUCUAUAGUUAUUCUUGUGCAUGCAAUGUUCUUCAACAGUUACUUAAAUUAUUUAGUAAUUCUUUAGUAGAAUUUUGUGUGUGUAGAACGCAUAUCCUAAAAGAACACGAUAUGAGACAAGUAUCAAAAUAUACGCGUUUUGCAAAAAAUGUUAAUUCUAUGUAAUAAUGUUAACUAUAUCAUAUGUAUAUGUAUGUAAAACAUUG
Bombus pascuorum is the source of this 2668-nucleotide messenger RNA. Its product is annotated as coiled-coil domain-containing protein 43. The transcript is spliced from 3 exons. Lineage: Eukaryota; Metazoa; Arthropoda; Insecta; Hymenoptera; Apidae. The coding region runs from base 1764 to 2390 and encodes 208 amino acids. The record is from RefSeq and is a predicted model, not a curated record.